AUGCUGCUUGCCGAGGCUUUGACCACCCUUCUCUGGGAGCAGGACAAGCCACAAAGGUGCCCAGAGGCAUCGAGAUGCUCCCUACCUCUGUCCAGCGCUACCGGGUGCUGCCGGAGCCCACCCGCGCUCCUCGUGGGUGCGGGCCCGGGGGUCCCCGCCCCAUCUCAUGCAUAUUCAUACUCAUACCCACGGUCCCGCCCCGCUCUCGCGGGGGUUGCGGAGCCCGGGGCAGGCGGCGGCAUGGGCGGCGGGGCCGGUGCGGUGCGGGUUCUGGUGGACAUGGACGGCGUCCUGGCCGACUUCGAGGGCGCGGUGCUGCGGGGCUUCCACGCCCGGUUCCCCGGAGAGCCGCGGGUGGAGCUGGAGGCACGGAGGGGCUUCUCGGUGCGGGAGCAAUACCGCAGCGUGCGGGAGGACCUGGGGGCAAAGGUAGCCAGUGUCUAUGAAUCACCUGGCUUCUUUCUAGAGUUGGAUCCAAUUCCAGGAGCCCUUGAAGCUAUGCAGGAGAUGAUCCACAUGCAGGACACUGAAGUGUUUAUUUGCACAAGUCCUCUCCGGAAAUACGAACACUGCAUCGUGGAAAAGUACAAGUGGGUAGAAAAACAUCUGGGACCUGAGUUUGUGGAGCGGAUUAUUCUAACCCGAGACAAGACCGUCGUCUCGGCUGACUUGCUGUUUGAUGACAAGGAUACCAUUAGAGGUGCUGAGCUGAACCCGAGCUGGGAGCACAUCCUGUUCACCUGCUGCCACAACCGGCACCUCCAGCUGCAGGCACCGCGCCGGCGCCUGCUCUCCUGGGAGGAUGACUGGAAGGCCAUCUUGGAAAGCAAGCGUAGGCAGUGACACAGAAAUGGGAUGCUGUGCUCUUCCCACUGCCCAGGCAACAACCCACCCACCCACUGGCAGGGAAAUCUGUCCCCAGGAGGCAGCCAGUACCCUUACCCUGAGCACCCUCAUGCAGGCAGGGGAUCCAUCACGAUAAGAAAUGAGCUGCCCAUUGGAUGUGCUGCAGAGCUGACUCCUCCCCAGGUUUCUGGAAGGCUGCAUUGAGUUUAUUACCAUAGAGUUUGGAUGUUUGCUGUUGGUGAAGAGAAACUAUAAAGUACAAGCAGUUGUGGGUUGUUUCUCACUUGUUGCUUUCUUGUGUGCUUGUGCUUUUAGCCUUACUCCUGUUCGUUUUGGGCUGACUGAGGGAGGAGGGGAGAAAAAAAAGAGGAAGAAAUAAAGCUCUGAAACUUGAGCAGACACAGCAUGGGUGCCUGUCAGGGAGCACUGUGCUCAGCAGCCAAACCCUUUUAGAUUUUAUGUAUUUAGCCACCCUGGGUUUUGGGUUGCCUUCUGUAUCGCUGGCUGAUAAUGAAACAAAGAGUGAGCUGGCUUCAGUUUCUGGCCCAUGUGCAUGCACAGUGUGGGCAAAGGCUGGGCUGCAAGUGCUGUGGAGAAAAUGUAUGGGAUUAAACAAAACUGUUUA
Messenger RNA from Calypte anna (Anna's hummingbird), 1471 nucleotides. It is a transcript of the gene NT5C, whose product is annotated as 5', 3'-nucleotidase, cytosolic. The transcript has 5 exons. Gene Ontology annotation, molecular function: 5'-nucleotidase activity. Lineage: Eukaryota; Metazoa; Chordata; Aves; Apodiformes; Trochilidae. Gene Ontology annotation, biological process: pyrimidine deoxyribonucleotide catabolic process. The coding region runs from base 1 to 843 and encodes 280 amino acids. The record is from RefSeq and is a predicted model, not a curated record.